Messenger RNA from Malania oleifera, 1132 nucleotides. Its product is annotated as MFP1 attachment factor 1-like. The coding region runs from base 220 to 759 and encodes 179 amino acids. NCBI's taxonomy places the organism in Eukaryota, Viridiplantae, Streptophyta, Magnoliopsida, Santalales, Ximeniaceae. The record is from RefSeq and is a predicted model, not a curated record. The transcript is spliced from 2 exons. Gene Ontology annotation, biological process: lateral root development; mitotic cell cycle.
CAUUAAAAUUUAAGCAUUAAAUUAUUAUAAUUAAAAUUUAAAACUUCAGAAAUUGAAUCACAAACAUUACUUGCUAGGUAAACUGUCAUUUUAUCCCACCAGGCACCAGGAGAGAGGGACGCGGAUCACGGUCCGUUCCACGGCCAGGAUAAAUUUGACAGCAAGCCAACGCUUCUGCAACUGAGUAGAAGAAUUAUCCGUCGUUCUUGCAUCUUCGCCAUGGCCGACAAGGAAGGCGAUCACGUACCUGCAGAAGAAACCCCAAUGCCAGAAUCCGAUCAAAAUCAACCAGAGCAACCGCAUCAUCAUCAAGAAGAUCAGGCGCAGCCACCUCCUCCAGAAGAGAUCAAGAAACCAGAGAAGACGGCCAGCAACAUCUCAUUCAACAUUUGGCCUCCCAGCCAGCGCACUCGAGACGCCGUGAUCAACCGCCUCGUCGAGACCCUCUCCACCCCCUCCGUUCUUUCCAAGCGCUACGGCUCCGUGCCCCAGGACGAGGCCGCCUCCGUCGCCCGCGUCAUCGAGCAGGACUCCUUCUCUGCCGCGUCCGACGCCGCCACGUCUACCGCCGGAGAUGACGGCAUCGAGAUCCUCCAGGUUUAUUCCAAGGAGAUCAGCAAGCUCAUGCUCGACGCCAUCAAAGCGCGAUCUGCCGCUUCUUCCGGCUCUACUUCAGAUCACGAUGCAUCAUCACAUGCUCCUCCCGUGGCUGCCCCUGCCGCGAGGGAGGAAAUCUCAUCAGUCGAAUCCGAGUCUUGAUCUUCCCGACAUUUAGCUUCUUUCUCAUAUGUUAGGGUAUCAUAUUGCAUGUUCUUAAAGGUUUUGCGACAAAAAUAAUUAUUUUUAAUGAGAUAUUGCAAUAAAUGGAGAACCUGCUGAAUAGGUAGGUUUCCUUUUCUAUUCACAAUAAAUGCUAUGUAUGAUACAUGAUGUUUAUUCCCUAAUUAACAUGCUAACACGUAACCCUCCCCCUCAGGCUGGGGCAUAUAUAUAUAUAUAUAUAUAUAUCAUAUGCCCCGGGCUUGUUACUGAUGAAUUUGGCACGGAGUAAUACAGGGAUUAAUAUUGUGGUGGUUGUUUAAGUUUGCAAACAAACUGCAAAAUAAUAAGGCUUGUGGAUGCAGUUAUGGAA